GGACUCGACGGAGUGCCAGGCGUGGCAGGUCCGCCUGGUCCACCAGGAAGUGAUGCCCAAUAUUGUCCUUGUCCACCGCGUCCUAUGCUCCAUGCGGUCACGGUAGGAACAGCGGCUGCUGCCACUACUACCGCUCCAUCCGUGGCUGUCGAAGCAGCUGCCGCAGUCACUGCAGGAGGAAUUAACGUAACAACCAUAACAGCAGAAGCUGAACGAAAAGUGGAGGAAGAAGCAACUGCUCCAACAACAACUGUGGAAGGAGAGGCCGGCGCUGUCACAACAACUGCUGCUACAACAGCAGGUGAGGUAACUGCCACUGGAGCUGCUACCGCCGAAGCAGGUGCGACUGUAACCAGUACCGUUGAAACUACUACUGUUGAGGCUGGCACUGUCGAAACUGGUGCAACUGAAGCGACUGUUACUGCAGCUGGUGCUACCGAGGCAGGCGUUACUCCUGCUGUAGAGGUUGAGGGUGCAGCAAACAAUCUAACCACUAUAGGAAUAGGGUAUGAGGGAGCAGGUGCAGCUGAAUCAGUUACUGUUUCAUCGUCAGAGAUCGAAGCGGGUGGAGCAAAUAACGCUUCCGUCGAAGCACCCGAAGGCGAGGAAGAAGCCCGUAAGAAAAGGAAACGCAGACAUUAG
Molecule: messenger RNA, 642 nt
Organism: Strongylus vulgaris
Lineage: Eukaryota; Metazoa; Nematoda; Chromadorea; Rhabditida; Strongylidae
Source: the annotation of a GenBank genome assembly